AUGUUUAAGAAUAAUAAUAAUAAUUUAUUCGCUUUUUCACUUUAUGGAAAUGAAAAUGAAGUGGAUACAAAUGAUAUUCAUGUAAAAGAAAAAAUAAAUAAUUAUAACACAACAAGCCAUAUUAUAUCCGCUAAAGAAUUUAAUAGAGAAUUUUUAAUAAAUAGAAAUUGUUCAGGAGAUAAUAAAAAUCUGACAUAUAUAAAUGGCAACGGAAAAUUAAUAAAUGACUACAAUGAAAAUGGUAGUAAUGCCAAUAACAAUAAUGACAAAAUCAUAAACAACCUUAACAGUAAUAAAAUUAUUAUGAAUAAUUAUGACAAAAAUAUAAAUCUUAAUUUUCACAUGAAAAAUAAAAGUAAUGAUAAAAUUAUUUAUGAAAAUAUGAGCAACAUUGAAAAUUCUGAUAAAGCAUAUAUAACUAAUAAUGUUAAAAAAUUUUUAGGAAGUUUUGAUUUUUUAAAUUUUAAAAGUAAAAAUGGUUUACCAAAAAAUGGAAAAAAUAAUAAUACUGAUAAUAAUAAUCAUUAUAUAGGUAGCGAAAAUAUUAAUCCAAACCAAUAUAAUAAUAAUAAUAAUAAUAAUGCAUAUAAAAAUAAUGACAUAUCAAUCCAUUAUGGUGUUAAUAAUAGUAACAAUAAUAAUAAUAAAUAUAAAGCAGAAAAAAUGUUAAAUCAUUCUGAAUAUGAAAUAAUAAAUAGUAUUAGCAACAAUAGUAGUCAUGCCAGCAAUGUUGGAAUGCCAAAUGAAGCUAGCUAUAAUAAUUUUCUUCUAAGAAAUAGUAAUAAAAAUAUUAAUAGUGAUAAAAAUAUUGGAAUUAUUAACAAUAAUAUGAAACUUCAUAACAAUAUGGAUAUAAAGGAUCGAUUAAAUAAUAUGAAAAGAGAAAAAAUUGUUUAUGAUAAAGAAAAAAAAAAUAUUGAUGGAGAAUACCUUGCUCAUGCAUGUAAUUAUGAAAAAAUAAAAAAUAAUAUGUACACACUCCCCAAAAUGGAUAAAAAUUCUGAACAAGUCAUAAAUAAUAAUCAAAAUUUUUAUGGAAUGGAAAAAAAUAUUUCAUCAUGUGUAAAUGGAUAUGGCGAUAAAAAUAAAUCAGAAUACCCAACAUAUGUUCCAUAUUAUAAUUAUGAUAAAAAAAAAAGAGGUGUAGAAGCCGAUAAAGGGCAAGGAUAUAAUAUUCCCUGUUUUUAUGACAUUAAUCAGGAUAAAAUUGAAAAUAGAAUAAAUCAAAAAAAUAGUUUUAUAAUUGAAGAAUUUGAAAAAAAAAAUCAAAGCCUUCAAAAUAGUAGUAAUGGAAGUGGAAAUUUUAUAUAUGCUAAUGCUUUAAAAGGGUAUAAUAAUGAAAAUACAUAUCAUAAAAAUUCACCUGAACAAAAUAAUUGUAUGCACAUAAAAAAUAUGACUCCCCAUAAUGGUAACAACAACAAUCACAACCUUAAUAAUAAAAAUAAUUACGGAGCAAAUAAGUUAAAUGCAUAUAUGAAAAUCGAUCAAACAGAUGAUAUAUAUGGUAUUGGAAGAGAAUAUGAAAUGCAUAAUGAUAUAUAUGAAUCUCGUGGUAUACCAUCUAGUCAUUUUAAUAAAGAAAAAGAAGAUGAACAACAUAUUAAAAGAUUAAUAAAAGCUAGCUCGAAAAAAAUGGUAAAUGGCAACACUGAUAAUUGUAAUAAAAUGAUGGAAUAUGAUGAUAUAUUUUUCAAUAAAAAAGAUAUAUUUCCUAGUAAUAAUAUUAACAGCCAAAUAGGAAAAGAAAAUGAUAUGUCCCAUUAUAAUAAUAAUAAUAAUAAUAUUGGAUAUGAUAAUAAUUAUGCUAAAAAAAAUAGUAAUAACAUGAACAAUGCAUGUUAUGGAAAUUAUAUAAAAGAAGAAUAUUUGAUACAUUUUAUUAAAGAAAAAAGAAAAAAACUUGAAGAAGCAAAAAGAAAAGGAUAUAAUAAUGAUGAUGGUCAAGAUGAAUUAUUAAUUCAAGAGAAUUAUAUAAACAUGCAAAAUGGGCAUAAUAAAAAUAAUAUGGCAACUUCAAACAAUAACUAUAAUAUGAAAAAUUCCGAUGAUGAUUCAAACAGUAGUAGUACCAAUAGUGAAAAAUAUAGAAAUGCCAAUCAAAAUAGUAAUAACAAUAAUAAUGAAAUAAAAAAAUAUAUCUUUCAAAAUAAUAAUGGAAAAAGAGGUAGUGUUGAUGCACAUUCUAUUAUUAGAAAUCACCAGAAUGGAAAUGGAUUGACAGGGGAAGGAGGACCAGCAUUAUUAAAUGGUGGAGCUCUAACAAAUAAUAGCACAAAAAAUAAUUCAAAAUAUAUUAUCCAUAGUAGUAGUGAUAAUUCAAUUACAUGUUAUAAAGAAAACUGUUUAAAUAAUGAAAAUGUUGUAUAUGAUGAAAAGAAUAAAAUAUUUAAAACAAAAGAAAAUUGUAAUAUAAAAAUAUAUAGAAGAUGUUUAGAAAAAGAAAGGAUGUUAAAUAUUCCAAUUAUACAUUUAGGUGAAAAUGAUAUAAUUGUAAAACAUAUAAAAUUAUAUUAUCCAUUAAAAAAUGUAAAUAUAUUUACUAAAAUAUCUAAGAUAAUAUUUAUGACAAAUGCAAAUAUAUGUUCAUUAUAUUUAAGUGAUAAGUUAUUGAUAGACUAUCAUAAUAUUAAAAUUCAAUCUUAUCUAUCAAAAGGUGGAUUUGGAGUUGUAUAUAAAGGAAUUUUGUUAAAAAAAGUAAAUAAAUAUGAAGAAAUGCUUGAUCAAAGUUCAAAAUAUACCAACGAUACACAUACCGGAUUAGAUGAUGAUCAUAAUGUUGAAAAAGAAAAUAAUAAUAUGAUUGAAAAGGAUGAGAUGGCUGACCAAAAUAUUCAAAUUAAAAGAAAAAAAAUGCUUAUAAAUAAGCAACAAGAAAAUAAUGACAAUUGUAAUAAUGAAAAUGGUAAAGAUCAGAAAAAUGGAAAUAAAAAUUUAAACAUUUGCUAUAAUAAUAAUGAAAGAGAAAAGGACAUAGAAAAUCCAAAUUAUGAGCAAAAUCAUUUCCGUCGCUUAUAUGCUGAAGUAAUGAAAAUUAAUAAUAAAAAUUGUAAUAAUUGUGGUAACUAUACAAAUUGUAGUUCUAAUAAUAAUACUAAUCAUAGUAAAUGUGGAUUUAUAAAAGAUAAAAAUAAUUUUCAAAAUGAUUGUCAAAAUUUUAAUUUAAAUUGUAAUGCUGAUUUUGAUAAAGUACAAGAAUAUGUAGAACAAAUGGAUUAUCUACGAAAUAAAAUGAUCGAGAAAAUUUUUGAAACAUUCAAUAAUCAAGAUAACCCACUUCCAUGCAAUAAUAAUAAUAAUGAAGUUGACUAUAAUAAAAAGGAGUAUAACGUGAGAAUGAGUUUAAAAGAAGAAGAUAAAUCAGUGAUCGAAAAUAUUUUGAAAAAAAAAAAAAUAAUAAAUGAAGAAUAUAAUGGAAAUGAUAAAAAUUGUGUAAAUUAUUCUGAGCAAGUUAAUAAAGAUCAUAAUGAAAUGUUUGCAAAUCAAAUACAUGAAGACAAUAGAUAUAGUAUAAGUAGUAAUGGUGAAGCAAAAUAUAAAUUAUUAAAUAAUUUCUCUUUAUUUGGUAGUAAUGUAGAAAAAAAAAAAACAAAUUAUGAUAUAGAAGAUGAUAUAAAAAAUUCAAACAUUUUCAACUAUCCCAAUAAUGAUAAGUUACAAAAUAUAAUCAACGGUGGAGAUAAUAAUAUGUAUCAAAAUAAUGAGCAUGUAAAAAAAAAUGAACAAUAUGAGCGUGAAUAUAUAUCUAAAGGGAAUGGAUCACCAAACCAAUGUGCUCAUUCAUUAGAAAUAAAAGAAUUAAAAAAAACAAUGUUAAAUUUUAUAUAUGGAAAUAAAAAAUGUGAUGAUAUAGUUAUAGGAAAAAAUUGUUUUAUUAAUGAAGCAGAAAAAAUAAUAAAUAAAUUACAAAGUAUAAAUAAAGAUUUAAAUAGAAAAUAUCAUGAUGAUAUUAUAUCCUAUUUAUUAGUUGAAAUAUAUCAUAAUAAUAUUGUAUAUAAUAAUAGUUUAAAUUUUUUAUAUAUAAAAAGUAAAAAUAUAAUAACCUAUUCAUUAAAUAAAGAUUAUUUAUAUAUAUUUGAUAGCCAAAAUAUAUUUCAUUAUUAUAGUGAUAAAUCAAUAUUUAAAAUUGUAUUUAUUGAUGAUUAUAAAGCAUUAAAUAAGUAUAAGCAUUUUACAGUUUUUAAUGUUUUAAAUAGUGAUAAAGUUUUAAAAAAUUCAUCAGUACUAAAACAUGAAAUAAAUAAACACAAAAAUGGAUUGAACAAAUUAUCCAUUAUACCAUUUAGUAAAUUAAAUAUGAACCAUUUAGUUAAUGCUUUAAUUUUUGGAUUUUUAAAAUUUAUUUUCAAUUUAAGAAAAAAAUAUCAUACCAUAAAAAAAGAUUGUUAUUGCUCAUUAUGUAAAAAUGCAAAAAAUUCAAAUUUUAUAAACAAUAUUGUAUCGUUUACUGAUCGUGGAUCAAACCCUAAUGAAUAUGAUCAAAACUUUGAUGACGACUUAGAAAGCAUUUUAUUACAAAACAAAAUUAAUGUAUUAGAUGAAUUUAUUUGUAUUAACACUAAUAAUAAUGAUGAAAAUAUUUUUUCAUAUCCAAAAAAUAAAAAUACAACAUUUGAUCGGAACAAUCAUGCCCCUGAUGAAUCCAUCAAUGAAGAUAAUAAUAAUAAUGCUAAUCUAAUUGAUAAAGAAAAAAAAAAAGAUUCAAGAGUAAAUGAUAAUAGUAGUAUUCAUCAUAUGGUAAAUACAGGUGAUAGUGGCACCAAAAAUAAUAUUACAAAUGCAAAUGCAAAUAUAAAUACUAAUGCCAACUUAAAUAAACAAAAUGUAGCACAAAAUUAUGAACCACAAUUAAAUCCAAAUAAAGGCAAAAUGAUAAAUUCAAGUAAUCAGGGUUUAGGAGAUAGUACAUUAUUAAAUUCAAAUAAUACCGAUGAAUGCAAAACAACUAUGAUUUUAAAUUUAUCAAAAAAUAAAAAUAAUGAAAGAAAUAAAGAAGACGAGGAAGAAGAUGAUGAUGGUAAUACAAAAAAUAAAAUAAAAAAUCAGGAAAAAAAAACAUAUAUUCAAAAAGAUAAAUUAAAAAUGAAUUGUAAUAAUGAAAAUAAAAAAAAUAGAGAAGGAAAUGAUUUUGAAGGACCAGAUAAUGAAGAAAGAGAAGUAAAUGAAGAAGAAGAUAAUGGUAACAAAGAAGAUGAAGUUUAUAUGCAAAUACCUGUUGCUAUUAAAAUUCAUGACUUAAAAGAUAAUAAAAAUUUAAAAAACUUUUUAAGAGAAAUAGAAAUAUAUAAAAAUUUACAAAGGUCUAAUAUAUGUAAAUUUUAUGGUAUAUGUAUAAAACAUAAUAAAUUAAUGUUAUUAUUAGAAUAUUAUGCAAAAGGAAAUCUAUUUAACUUUUUAAAAAAUAAAAAUAAAAUUCAUAAAAAACAAAGAUUAGAAUGGGCAAUGCAAAUGUGCUCUAUAGUACAUGAAUUACAUUCACAUAAUCCCCCAAUUAUUAAUGGAGAUAUUAAAACAUCAAAUAUUUUAAUAAAUAAUAAUAUGGAUUUAGUAAUGUGUGAUUUUGGAAAAGCACGAUUUAAAAAUUCAAAACUUUAUAGUAAUUUUGGUUCAUACAGAUAUAUGGCUCCUGAAACUUUUAGUUGUACAUCCGAAGUUACUGAAAAAAUUGAUAUAUGGAGUUUAGCUUGUUGUAUUGUUGAAAUAUUUUGUAGUAAAUAUCCAUAUUAUAAUUUUUCAAAAAAUACUAAAAUACGUCAUGAAUUAAUAGUUAAUAAAAGAACUCCACAUAUUCCAAGCUUUUUACCAAAUUCUAUAAAAAAAUGUUUACAAAAAUGUUUCAGCUUUAACCCAGAAGAACGUCCAUGUGCUUAUGAAAUGUACAAAGCACUAAAAAAAAUUAAGGUUGUUGAAUAG
Plasmodium vinckei vinckei is the source of this 5913-nucleotide messenger RNA. RefSeq names its product tyrosine kinase-like protein, putative. Lineage: Eukaryota; Apicomplexa; Aconoidasida; Haemosporida; Plasmodiidae. Gene Ontology annotation, biological process: protein phosphorylation. The record is from RefSeq and is a predicted model, not a curated record. The transcript has a single exon. Gene Ontology annotation, molecular function: ATP binding; protein kinase activity. Bases 1 to 5913 code for a protein of 1970 amino acids.